Sander lucioperca (pikeperch) is the source of this 511-nucleotide messenger RNA. It is a transcript of the gene cd59b, whose product is annotated as CD59 molecule (CD59 blood group). Lineage: Eukaryota; Metazoa; Chordata; Actinopteri; Perciformes; Percidae. The record is from RefSeq and is a predicted model, not a curated record. The transcript is spliced from 4 exons. The coding region runs from base 152 to 508 and encodes 118 amino acids.
UGAUUGUUUACAGUUGCCAUUCAGUCUCCGUUAAAGUGUCGGUGAGCAGCUCUGUCUGCCUGUCUGUCUGCCUGUCCGCUGUGGAUGUUACGUUACCGACAACUAUCCCGUGAUUACUUUGAGACCGAAGGAAACGUAUCAGACGGACGCCAUGCAUCGCUGCCUGGGAUUCUUCCUGCUGCUCUUCUGCGGGACGCUGCAGAUGGGCUCUGGACUCAGCUGCUAUAAGUGCACUGGUUACACUGGUCUCUGUGAGGACGUGCAGGACUGCACGUACGAAGACUCGUGCAUAUCUCUGAGUGAGAAAGGAGGGAAGACCAUCCGUCAGUGUAUCCGGUACACAGACUGUAAUACCGGUCGUCUCAGCCAGAUGUUCCCGUCCAUCUCCGCCUUCACGUACCGCUGCUGCAACAGCAACCUCUGCAACUCCGGCAACGCUGUCACCACGGCAACGCCGGCCCUGGCCCUGGCGGCGUCCGUGCUCAGCGUUUGGUGGAGCUGGAUCUGAAAU